AUGAUUGAUUCCAGGAUCUGGUUGAAUUUGAUAUUUGUGGACUCCGCAAAUCAUGAUCCGGGGGUGAAUGAGGAUACUGAAACGCACUUUGCUGAACUUUUGACGGAAGGGCUGAAGCUAGAGAAGCUGAAGCUUUGGAAAGUCAGCAACGUGCCGACACGGCAUUACUUGAGGCUAAGAAGUGAACGUCUCAGUAUCAAAAGGAGCGGACAAAUGCAUUCGGGUAUGGAGGCAUGCGAAGAAGCAAGGGAGAAAGCUGAAGAAGCACUGUCAGCUCAGAUGAAAUUGACAGCAAGGUGGGAAAUAAGAGCUCGUCAAAAAGGGUGGAGAGAAAAGGUCCACAAAUCUCGCACACAGUUGCAAGGUAAUCUCCAGUUUGUCUAA
Molecule: messenger RNA, 384 nt
Organism: Hibiscus syriacus
Lineage: Eukaryota; Viridiplantae; Streptophyta; Magnoliopsida; Malvales; Malvaceae
Exons: 2
Coding region: 1-384 (127 amino acids)
Source: RefSeq, a predicted model, not a curated record